Molecule: messenger RNA, 1646 nt
Organism: Punica granatum (pomegranate)
Lineage: Eukaryota; Viridiplantae; Streptophyta; Magnoliopsida; Myrtales; Lythraceae
Source: RefSeq, a predicted model, not a curated record
UCACUUGGGUCCCCGGCUAUUGAACUUUGUCCUCUUCGGUUCCAUCCCAUAUCUAUAACGGCUUCCAUUAAUGGGAGGAGCUAUCUGUGCCCGGAAUCUAUUCCUUGUACUCUCUUGUCUCUGUCUCUUCCUCUUUGGGCACGAAACACCAUUUCCUGCAUGGAAGUGGUGCCGACAUCCUACAAAGAUCGAACACAUCUCAUACAAUGUUUAACGAGACAAAGCGAACCAGAAAGUUUUAGAUGUGUUGCUUCAAUCUACAAAUUUUCCGGCAAGUUCAGAAUAUGGAGGCUCCCCUUGAAGAGUAAAAUCUCCUCAGAAGGGUAUCUAAGAUUUGUCUUGUCGGAGAUUGCUCCACAUAGAAAAAAGGCGCGAUUUGUCUGUCAUGCAUACGAGGGAGACAUGAAUGAAGGGCAGUUAAGGGCACUUGAUGAUUACUUCAGAAAGCUUCAAGGUGCAGAUCGGCCGUUUUCAGGAAAUCUUGAUGGGGAAAUGGAAUUUACUGAGAAAAGUCAUGAACUGAAAUCAAAGCAGAGCUUCGAAACUCUCGAUGCUUAUCUUGGAAAAGUUAAAGGAGGUACGAAAAAGGAAGACUAUGUGUUGUCGAAAAUCGAUGAGGCAACUACAAGAAGAAGUGAGGGCGCAACAGCUUCCCCUGAUAAAGAAGAUGUUAGGAGUGCUGCGCAAACAAAACCAAAAGUCUGGGUCAAACGGGCAUAUGUAAAAGAGAUUCCACAUGGUUCUCAAGCACUGCAACAGUUCGAUGAUGCUUCGGAUCUCUACUUAAUAGGUAUAAUAGCUUCGCUGAACAUAGCAGUCUUCUUGUUCGAGAUAGCAAGUCCAAUCAAAAGUUCUGAGCUGGAGCUAUUCUCUAUACCUCUGCUAUAUGGGGCGAAGAUAAAUCAGCUGAUCGUGACCGGCGAAUGGUGGAGGCUUGUGACCCCAAUGUUUCUGCAUUCGGGAGUUUUCCACAUGGCACUUGGUUGUUGGGCACUCCUUACCUUCGGGCCUAAGGUCUGCAGAGGUUAUGGUCCAUUCACGUUUUUCUUGAUAUACUUGCUCGGAGGAAUAUCCGGCAACUUGACGAGCUUCCUUCAUACCCCAGAGCUGACCGUUGGUGGCACAGGGCCCAUAUUUGCGAUGAUUGGAGCAUGGCUUAUUUAUCAGAUGCAAAACAAAGACGUGAUCGGAAAGGAUGUUUUGGACAGCAUGUUCCAGAAGGCGAUAUUUACCACUGCUCUCAGUUUCCUCUUGAGCAACUUUGGUCCCAUAGAUGACUGGACACAUUUCGGGGCGGCCGUAACGGGGAUAAUAUACGGGUUUUUCACUUGCCCGAUCCUGCAAAUGGACGAUGCAUCCUCAAACAGUGGCCGGGAAGAAGGAAUUGCUCUGGUCAGACGGUAUGCUGACCCUUGCAAGUCGGUGCUCGUGUUCGUCCUCUCGAUCCUGGUCUUGGCUUCUUUAGCCUUCUUGGUCGAACCUCCUCUUAGUACACUGACAGAAAACUUUGUAUAGAACCAGAAUAUAUCUGUGUCACUUGUAAGAUUUUAUGUUAGCUUUGUUGAAAGACUAGUAUCUUACUAUAUCCACGUCAUGUGUGUGUAUAUAUACACAUAUAUAAUCAUGAGUUGAAUGUUGGCCACGCU